AAAACAUGCCGCAGGCGACACUCGGCGCACAUCUUCCCUCCUUCACUCAAGCAUGAUGUGUACUAUCGUUAACCCAUGAGCAUUCCCCUUCUGAACACCUGUGCUGUCAUCUUUCGUAGAAUUUUCGGCGCAAACACAUCUACUACUGCGAACAUGGACAACGAUCAGGCUGUGGUGGCAGAAAAGGAACCGGGGCUAUUCAUGCAUUACAAAUUUGCGAUCAUCCGCAGUGCUGCCCUUCCAGAGAAUGAAGCUGAAUCUAGAGCGGCCGAACUGAAACUACACGAUGGCGAGGUUAUGAUUGACCAAUAUCCACAAACUCGUCUGGAUCUUCGAGGCAUUACACAUGUCAUCUCUGCAACCUCCGACUUCCCCGAUUAUAACUCCUGUUCCGAUGCGCUCAUACCUGUCAUCAAGCCCACCUGGGUUGAGCAUUCACUCGCGAAGAAUAGACUCCUAAAUCCACGUCAAUAUAGCCCAGACCCUCGCUACUUCAUGUCCGAUGUUGUCGCCUGUGUUGGUGAUUUGCCACAAGGUGAUGCCGACGCAAUAGCAGGAGGAAUACUGGCUAUGGGAGGCUUGUUCUCUACAAAGCUCACAAAUCAAAUAACUCACAUUGUUGCGCUGUCUCUGGACUCAGACGCUGUCGCAACUGUCGCAAAGAAGAAACUUGUCCUCAAAGUUGUCUUGCCUCAUUGGGUGGACGAUUGUUUAAAAUUGGGAAGAAAGAUUGACGAAUAUCCUUAUCAGUUGCCGCAUCCAGAGAUCCUGGAACCUGCCUCUGAUAGGGCUCCUACCGCAAAGCAUAACCACCAGGUGGACGGGGCUGUACAUCCCGACCCUGUGCUAUUCAAGCAAAAUCCCAAUCCACCGCGAAAGCUGCAGAAUGUUUUCAAGAAGAAAGCCAUCAUGCUAGCGAAUGACUUGGGCAUUAGCCAAUAUCUUCGUGAGACGCUGGCCGCUCUGAUAACCACUGGUGGAGGGGCAGUCACAGACUCGUUAUCCAAAGCCGAUAUGUAUAUCUGCAAGUAUCGAGAAGGAGCAGAUUACAAAGCGGCCUCGAGAGAAGGGAAAGAUGUGGGAAAUUUGUCCUGGCUCUACUUCUUAAUACAAACCGACCAGUGGACAUCGCCAAUGCGACGCAUGUUACACUAUCCACUGGCAAAGAAUGGGCUUCCCGGUUUUCCCGGACUCGUCAUAAGUCUCUCAAACUACAGUGGUGAAGCAAGAACGUAUCUUGAGAAUAUGAUCAUCGCCACGGGAGCCAAAUGCACCAAAACCCUCAAGCAGGACAAUACGCACCUCAUCACCGCCCACGACCACAGCGAAAAGUGCACGGCCGCGAAAGAAUGGGGGGUCCACAUUGUCAACCACCUCUGGUUGGAAGAGAGCUAUGCACGGUGGAAGAUGCAGAGCAUAACCGACAGAAGAUACACCCACUUUCCCCAGCGCACAAACCUGAGUGAGGUUGUUGGUUCCACUCAAUUGGACCGUGAUGUCCUUGAGAAGCGUUUCUUCCCUGAUGAUGACACCGAAAUGACGGGUGUCGCUAAGAACGGACCAACGCAUCGAGUGGAUAAAAAAGCAGUUGAUGCCGAACAGCCGUCCUCUGUGAGAAGGACCAAGAGCGAGCAAGCCACCAAAUCUGGCCUUGGUAGGGGUAUGCAGAAACCGCAUACCCCAGCGACCCCCAGGUUCAACGCAGUGGAAAAGGAGAACAUAACCCCACCAACAAUGAACAGUCGCAAGUCCAAAGAAAUUGCAGUGUCUCGAUUGCAAGCGCAAGCCGAAGAUAUCCUCCUCUUCACCAAAGAGAGCAAACGAAAGGGCGGCGUCAUCUACGGUGGGCGACGCAAGUCGGACCCCGAUCGUGUCCAACUGGGUCGGAAAAGACCGAUGGAUGAAGUAGACGACGUCGACAUGUUAGACGAGGGUGAUGCGAAAAAAUCCAAGCGCGAAGAUGCCCCCACAAUUCGUCUUGUGGUUUCUGGGUACAAGAGGUGGGUGAAUAAGAGCAAAGUCGAGGAUCAUGACAAGAAACACCUUCGCGACCUCGGGAUUCUCGUUACUUCCGACGCCAGCAAAGCGACACAUCUUGCAGCCCCCAGAAUUGUCCGGACGGUGAAAUUCGUGACUGCUCUUGCUUACGCGCCCUUGGUUAUCUCGACGGAUUUUAUUGAUGAUUGUCUUGUUGGCGACAAGUUACUCGACCCAGAGAAGUACAAGCUGCGCGACAAAGAAAGCGAGAAGAACAUUCAGCUCAAUCUGGAUAAUUCUCGACAGCGGGCGCAAAAGAAUGCAAAUAAACUUCUUCAGGGCCGGUGUGUCUACUGCAUGGAGAAUAUCCCUAGGGGCUUUGACGUAUACAAAGCCAUUGUAGAAGCCAACGGUGGGCGGUGUAUGUUGUGGAAGAAUCGCAAAGGAACGAUAGUUCCGUCCGGACGAGCAGACGGCGAGGUGUUUACAGAUACCGAUGACAACCACGAUGUAUAUUUGCUGAGUCACGAAGAAGGCGACCAUCACGGUCUAUGGUCACGCUUCAAAGAGAUGGCUGAGGGCAGUCGGAAAGUGCCUAAAAUCGUGACGUCAAGCUGGCUUCUGGAAACUGCAAUCUCCCAGGAGAUUAUGCCAACGAAACCGCACGAGUUGUCGAGAGAUGAUAACGUAUUCUGAUGAAUCGAAUGAAUGUUUGGCGUUUCAGGGCCACAGCCGGUAUGGAGUGCCUUGUCUGGCUGUACACCAUUUAGAAGAAUUUGACACCUUGCUGAUCCUC
Molecule: messenger RNA, 2773 nt
Organism: Cladophialophora immunda
Lineage: Eukaryota; Fungi; Ascomycota; Eurotiomycetes; Chaetothyriales; Herpotrichiellaceae
Exons: 3
Coding region: 76-2673 (865 amino acids)
Biological process (GO): DNA double-strand break attachment to nuclear envelope; double-strand break repair
Cellular component (GO): nucleus; Cul8-RING ubiquitin ligase complex
Source: RefSeq, a predicted model, not a curated record